UCCGCAUCUACAUGUACAUUGUAAAUGUAUAGGAGUUAAACUGAUCAACAAAAAUGACAGGGAUUGAAACGAAGGACCUAAUUUGGGUUGGUGUUGUUGCACUUGGACAUAGCUUACAAUUAGGACAAGCAGCUACAGAGGUUGCCAAUCUUCGACGUAAGCACAAGAUUUCCCCACCCACCACAGACGGGCCUCCAGAUUUUAUCCGAGCAUUGAGGGCACAACAAAACUGUGUAGAAUUCGCCAUACCUUUCCAAGUGGUUUUAUGGACAGCCGGAGUAUUUGCUAACCAAGUCCCUGCUGCUAUUCUUGGAACCAUAUAUCUUUAUGCAAGGCGGAACUACAUCAAAGGCUACAUAGAGGCCGCGGAUAAAAGGAUAAAGCCGUUUUGGCAGAGUAUCCGGGCUCUACAGGGAUUGGUGAUUGUUGGUGUUGCCGGAAUUGUGAACACGGGACUGCGGGAGUAUGCCGGCAUUGAUCUUGUAGCCCGCCUUCGUCAAAUGGCCUCCUAGACAACACAGCGGGAAAACGCUUGAAAUUUAUGUGUUUUAAUGAGUGUUAACCAGAGGCGAGUCUAUCGGAGGGAGGUGGGGGGGACAGAGGGCCCGUACCCCUCCCCAGCGGACCGGCAAGCAAUGUUUUUUGGGGGCACAUCUUUAUUGAUUUAACUGUACAAAUAAGUUGUUUUGUCACAAAUUAAAAUUUAUAUAAGCAUUUGAGCAAAUAAACAAUUGAACCUGAUUAUCGAGUUUAAUAUAGUAUACGACACGAAAAAGUCUCUUGAAAAUGACAUCGGGGCCCGAACAUUCGAUAAUAAAAAAUCGGCGCCGCAUUUGACACAGACAGCUGAUCAAAAGUAGACAAAUAUGGCUGCAGUUAUACGCGUAAGUUUACUGUUUGCACGUUAUAUGUUCGUCAUUGCUUUUAAUAAUGUCAAUGUGUGUCAACAAGAUAUGCGGGCGCCUGACGUGCAUUUAGCGAAAGUUUAUAUUCAAAAUGAUAUAGUGUGUCUCAGGUGGACGAGUGGUUAACGAGUUCGUCUGUUAAGCCGUCGACCUUGGUUCGAUUCCCCAAACCGGCAAGAUACCGUUGUUGUUUUUUGAAAAGUUUAUCUUAGAUCAGUAAAUGCUAUCUUUUUAAUUCAAUUGAUCUGCCAAACAUCAUUGACAGUGAAGACAAAUGUUAAUUCCACGUCAUUAUAUAAUUAAAAUAAUGCAUUAAAAAAUUGGUAUGUGCCCCCACGCUUUUAGAAAGUCCUGGACCCGCCACUGUAAACACUUAAGAUUAAAUAGAAAUAGUAACCGCCAUUGUAAACACUUAAGAUUAAAUAGAAAUAGUACUUACAAGUAUGAUUUUGUACCUGAACUACACUA
Molecule: messenger RNA, 1373 nt
Organism: Mya arenaria
Lineage: Eukaryota; Metazoa; Mollusca; Bivalvia; Myida; Myidae
Product: microsomal glutathione S-transferase 2-like
Exons: 5
Coding region: 54-512 (152 amino acids)
Biological process (GO): leukotriene biosynthetic process
Cellular component (GO): membrane; nuclear envelope; endoplasmic reticulum
Molecular function (GO): leukotriene-C4 synthase activity; glutathione peroxidase activity; glutathione transferase activity
Source: RefSeq, a predicted model, not a curated record